This is a messenger RNA of Linnemannia hyalina, 717 nucleotides long. NCBI's taxonomy places the organism in Eukaryota, Fungi, Mortierellomycota, Mortierellomycetes, Mortierellales, Mortierellaceae. The record is from the annotation of a GenBank genome assembly.
AUGUUAUUCACGGCCCAAAAGUUCCUCCUCCUCAUCGCAACCCUUGCCUUCUCUCACCAGCACCUGACACACGCCCAACAGCAGCAACCCACAGGAACCGUCUCCGCAACAGACCCAGUCCCGACGUUCGAAAACACCGUCGGUGUUCAGGUCCAAUCACCCGGCAACGACAUCUCUAUCCGCCCCGAUGGCGUUCUCCCCAUUGCUCUUAAUAUAGGUCGUCGACUUAUCAGUUCAGUGGUAGUGACAGUGGCAAAGGCAGACGGGUCAGGAAACACGACCGUUUUGGAGUACAAGUCUGUAGCUGCUGUUCGUAUCGUGACAGUCGCACCCUUGGCAACCUUCAAGUUCUCUGAAGGGGAUUAUAUUGUGAGCCUGGCGAUUACACCCAACUUGACAGCAAUCAUCCCCACCUCCACAUCCCCACCUUCCUCCGGUAACGCGACGGCAGGCACGACCACGGCAGUGGCUCCUGCACCUCAACCCACUGCUCCUAACGGCCUACCAGGAAUGUACUAUUGGCGUGGAGUUCUCAAGCUCUCGAACGAUGCUCCUGUAACCAAUGGCGGUGGUGGGAGUGGUGGUGCUUCCAGCAAUGCGGCUCCAAGCGCAGGCGUCGGUACUGGUGUUGUUGGGGUGAUGGGCGCUUGGACGACGUUUGCGAAUAUGAUGACUGCCUUGGGUGUUUUGGCGUUCCUGAACGUUGUAGCCCUUUAA